Astrephomene gubernaculifera is the source of this 2781-nucleotide messenger RNA. Lineage: Eukaryota; Viridiplantae; Chlorophyta; Chlorophyceae; Chlamydomonadales; Astrephomenaceae. The record is from the annotation of a GenBank genome assembly.
GUAGGAUUUGAGACUAGGCGAGUCGCUCACAAUGCAGCUCGCGAACGCUGCUUUUUCGGCAACGAGCCGUGCUCCCACGUCAUGCAGCGCGCUACCCCGGUCGUCCGCACCCUUGCGCCAUGCGGUCUUGCCACAUCAAAACUUGGUUGCCGAAACUGGACGAUUGCAGCCUAAACAUCGCAGCUUGAAGCCGGAAGCGACGAAAACGCCGUACCCACCACCCAGUCGCGUAAUCCAGACGGAUGCACCGACUGAUGUGGAGUAUGACGCGGUCAUCGUCGGUGGCGGUAUGGGUGGCCUUGCCACGGCUGCUCAGCUAGUGGCCAAGGGCGCCAAAGUGGUGGUGUUGGAGAAGUACUUGCUUCCAGGCGGCAGCGCGGCGCACUUCAAGCGCGCGGGCUUCACCUUUGAUGUGGGCUCGUCCAUGAUGUUUGGCAUGGGCCAGGAGGGCACCACCAACCUCAUCACCAAGUGCCUCCAGGCGGUGGGGCGCCAGCUGCCCACCGUGCCCGACCCCACACAGGUGGUCUACCACCUGCCCAAGUCGGAGCGCUUCCCGCAGGGUUUGCACGUGUCCGUGUGGCGCCGCUACGAGGCCUUCCUGACCGAGCUGGGGGAGCGCUUCCCGCACGAGCGAGCAGGCAUCAGGGCCUUCUACGACGAGUGCUGGAAGGUGUUCAACAGCCUGAACGUGCUGGAGCUCAAGUCGCUGGAGGAGCCGCGGUACCUGCUGGGGCAGUUCGCGGUGCAGCCGCUGGCGUGCCUCACGCUGGCGAGCAUGGUGGCGGCCAACACGGGGGAGGUGGCCAGGAGGCACAUCAAGGAUCCGGAGCUGCUUCGCUUCAUUGACAUCGAGUGCUUCAUCUGGUCCACCGUCUCCGCCGACCUCACCCCCAUGAUCAACUCCGGCAUGGUGUUUUGCGACCGCCACUUUGGAGGCAUCAACUACCCGGUCGGGGGCGUGGGGCGCAUUGGGGAGGAGCUGGCGGAAGGUAUCAUUGAGCACGGCGGGCACGUGGCGUACAAGGCCCACGUGAAGGAGAUCCUGCUGGCGGAGGAGGCGGCGGGUGGGGGGGAGCAGCGGCAGCAGCGCGCGGUGGGGGUGAGGCUGGCGGACGGGAGGGUGUUCAGGGGCAAGACGGUCAUCAGCAACGCCACCCGGUGGGACACGUUUGAGGGGCUGAUCGGGGAGGACAAGCUGCCCACCUCGGAGAAGCUGUUCAGGCAGCGCUACAAGAAGUCGCCCUCCUUCUUCUCGCUGCACAUGGGCGUGCGGGCGGAGGUGCUGCGCGGCCUCAGCGACUGCCACCACAUACUGCUGGAGGACUGGGGAAAGAUGGAGGACGCAAGGGGUGUUGUCUUCCUGUCCCUGCCCUCCCUGCUGGACCCCUCCCUGGCGCCCCCGGGGUACCAUGUCGUACACGCCUUCACACCCGACUGGAUAGAUAACUGGCAGGACCUGUCCCCGUCCGAGUACGAGGCGGCCAAGGAGGCGGUUUCGGAUCAGCUGUGUGAGCGGCUGGAGGCGGUGCUUCCGGGGCUGAGGGAGGGCAUCGUGUUUCGGGAGGCCGGCACCCCCCGCACCCACCGCCGCUACCUGAGCCGCGUGGACGGCUCCUACGGCCCCAUCCCCUCCCGCCGGCCGCUGGGGAUGCUGUCCAUGCCGCUCAACACCACAGACAUCCGCGGACUGUACUGCGUGGGGGACUCGACAUUCCCCGGGCAGGGGGUCAACGCAGUAGUGUUCUCCGGGUUCGGGUGCGCGCACCGCGUGCUGUGCGACCUGGGCCGCGAGCCCACCUGGCCGCUGCUGGACCAGGCGUACGGCAGGCUGCUGGCGGCAGUACGGAAUGCGUCAUGAGAGAUGAGGAGGGGGGCAGGGGAAGGGGAAGGAGGGUAGGGAAGAAGGGUCGAGGUCGGUGGGGUCGGUAGGGUGGAGUGGUCCGCGACCGUUCGGUGGGUGAUCCAUAAAUUUGGGAGCUGAUUUGUGGGACUUGGGGUAGGGGUAGGAAAGGAGGUACAUGAGAAGGGCAGAGUGGGUGGGGCUUGGGAGAGGAACGGCUACUCCAGCAGGGUAGCAUAGUGAGUGCGCAAUGGUGAGCGGCUGCUACCGUAUCCUUGUUGCCUGCGUACCGAGAGACACUGACAACGCAAAUGCAUAUAGUGCAAAACACCUGCUGCUCGUCGGCAGCUCUAUGGUUCGACGCAAUACCGCAUUCAUGCGCUACUUUAGGGCCUGUCUGUUGGGGCGGGGAGAAACCAGCCCCCAGCAUGUAUGGUUGGGUGUACGCCAAGCGUGGAUCAGGGGGUUCACCCUCGGACAGCUCUCAUGCUGCUCGUGAGCCGGCGAUGGGCAGGUUCUAUGAGCUCGUGUGCCCCGCGUGGUGAAAUCGUGUGCCCCUUGGCGUGAGCUCUGUGUUUACAUGCAAGUGCAAGCCGCCUGGCGGAGGAGUGAGGACUGCACUGGCGGCUGCUUGGGGGGCAGGAGGGCGGUCUUACAUUCGGUGUGGUGAUGGAAGCGGAUGAGGGAUGUCGAAACUGCUUGCGCAGUGGACGAUGCGAAGUGAUACCUGAAAUGUUACACCUCGAAUAAGCUUUUGGGAAGUGGAGGCACGCUGACAGGAUGUGCUUGGGAAGGUCUGGCUAUUGGUGUUUGCACACGCACUGCAUUUGGCAGCCGUACACGAGUGCGCGAUACCGCCAGACAUGAGCAGGUAUGGAUUGCAACGAGAAUCCGGGGCGUUUCUCGAUUAGGCCUGACGCUGUACGAGUUGACGGGUG